AUGGUUCGCUCACUUUUAGGUCUUGCAUUCCUCGGUCUCCCCCUUGGCUCCCUUGCAGUCACUCUCAGCGGGAACUAUGCUCCAACUUACAUCCAGUGCCCGUCAGGGGAGAGUUAUCUGCGCCCCGCGUCCGCAGGGCUCUCGACAGAAGAAGCCACUUGGCUUGCAAAGCGCAAAGAAAAUGUCGUCGAGGGGCUCGCGUCCUACCUCACCACCGUCGGUAUCCAGGGCUUUGACGUGAAUGGAUACAUUUCCGCUUUGAACAGCACGAAGGAGGCGAUUCCUACGAUAGGUUUCACCUUGUCUGGUGGUGGAACGCGAGCGGAGUCCUCUGCUUACGGUAUGCUUCGCGCAUUCGAUGGUAGAACUUCGCAAUCAGUGAGUUAUCGUACGGGUGGACUUUUGCAGGCGACCACGUACAUCUCAGGACUUAGUGGGGGCGCGACUUCCUUGGGAAUGGUGGCUAUGUCCGAUUAUCUGGACAUGGACAGCAGUCUGCAAGAUGGCCUACUGCUAGGCAAUUAUUCCACGUCUGACUUCGAUGUCAUUGCCUACAAAGCCGAACAAGGCUUCAACAUCACCAUCUCUGACAUCUUUGCCGUCGCCAAUGGCAUUAACGCGUUGCGGGUGCCGUCGAACCUAUCCGUGGACCCUCUUUCUCGGUUAUGGAGCGACAUUCCCUCUUUCGCCAACUUCUCCCAAGGCAAAAGCCCAAUGACGAUAUUGAUGCUCAACGAGGUCAUUCCUGCUGGCUUGCCUGGUUCCAACUCCUUCGCAGGGGCCUUGAUACCGGCGGACAAUGCGAACACGAACGGUACCAUCUAUGAGCUCACGCCAUUCGAGUUUGGGAGCUGGCAAGGACGCGCACAGGCCUUCAUCAAGACUCAGUAUAUCGGCACAACGUUUGCUAAUGGGCAGCCUGUCAACGAUACUACUUGUGUGCAAGGCUUCGACACGGCAGCCUUUAUGGUCGGAUCUGCCGACGCCGCUAUGAACAUCUGGUAUACCGAGGCCCAAUCGAAUGGAACGGUAGGACAAUUCGCCAAGCGAGACACCGUGAAGGCGCCAUACCCGCCAAACGAGGACAAAAUCGAGCAGGAGAGGGUGGAAGCGCAGACCGGGGUAGAAGAGUCCAAUCUGGGAUAUUUCUUGGAGCUUCUGGGAAAUCAAACCCUCGAACAGAGCGUCUACGGAUUGUGGCCUAACCCGUUCGCUGGUCUCAAUGAGUCCGACGUGAACCUUCAAAAGCAAGGAUUCCUUUACCUCGUCGAUGGAUCCGAGUACGGGCAGGAGAACCCCAUUGUUCCUCAGAUUCAGGCAGCCCGCUCCUCGGACUUCUUGGUAGUGAACGAUGCCGGUGGAACCGACUUGAGCAGCGGAUGGUCGAACGGUACGACUUUCAUCAACACCGCCAAAUGGGCGAAGGCACAAAACCUUUCGUUCCCCACAGUCCCCAGCACCAAUACCAUGCUGAACCUCAACCAUACUCUCUUCCCCACGUUUUAUGGUUGCUACGAAGAGGAUGUUCCUCUCGUUCUGUACGCCGCCGACGCUCCGUACACAGAGUACUCGAACAUCACUGCUCUUGGCGACCUUGACAGCACUCAGUACACAAGGCUCUGGAACAACAGCAUCUCCCUGUACAGUCAGAUUGAUUCUCCCAACGCCAACGCGACGACAGACUGGCCAACCUGCAUUGCAUGUGGUGCGAUCUACCGCUCACUGCAACGACUGAAUGCGACGAUCCCAGAAGUGUGCGGGGCGUGCUUCGAGGAACAUUGUUGGGGCGGCGAGGUCGACGACAGUCAACCAGGCUUCUUGGCUCCUGCACCUCUUCUCAACCCGAGUUUGACAUUUGCGGAGUGGAACACGUCAUUCUACGGCAACAGUACGGACUAGAGCCAUUAUAAGGAAAGUGGCUACGCAUUUUUCUGUUAAUCUUUUGGUGUUCGUCCGCAUCUUAUUCUUCACUACUAUAUCCUCCACUGCUAUACCACGAAUUAAUUCUUCUCUAUGGACAUGCGCAUUGGGACACACAUUGGCACUCGCGCGCUCAUAAUUUAUGGUUACCACGAUCCUGUUAAAGCAUUUAAUCUCUUCUGAUGUUCGAAUACUGGUAGAACAGUAGGCUGUGGUGAUGACCGCUGAUGGCAGCGUGCCACUCGUGUGGCG
Stereum hirsutum FP-91666 SS1 is the source of this 2172-nucleotide messenger RNA. RefSeq names its product FabD/lysophospholipase-like protein. The transcript is spliced from 13 exons. Gene Ontology annotation, cellular component: cytosol. Lineage: Eukaryota; Fungi; Basidiomycota; Agaricomycetes; Russulales; Stereaceae. Gene Ontology annotation, biological process: glycerophospholipid catabolic process. Gene Ontology annotation, molecular function: A2-type glycerophospholipase activity. Bases 1 to 1899 code for a protein of 632 amino acids. The record is from RefSeq and is a predicted model, not a curated record.